This is a messenger RNA of Aspergillus saccharolyticus JOP 1030-1, 2538 nucleotides long. Its product is annotated as DnaJ domain protein. Gene Ontology annotation, biological process: protein refolding. The transcript has 3 exons. Lineage: Eukaryota; Fungi; Ascomycota; Eurotiomycetes; Eurotiales; Aspergillaceae. Bases 1 to 2502 code for a protein of 833 amino acids. The record is from RefSeq and is a predicted model, not a curated record. Gene Ontology annotation, cellular component: cytoplasm.
AUGACCACCACCACCACCUCAACCCCAGCCUUCAUCAACUGCUACGCAACCCUCAACGUCCCCCGCCACGCCGACCUCAAAGAUAUCAACAGUGCCUAUAAGCGGCUCGCGCUGAAACACCACCCGGACAAGACAGAUGGCGGCGAUGCCGAGGCAUUUCAGAGGAUCCUCUACGCCGUCGAAACCCUCCGCGACCCGACCCGCCGCGCCGUCCACGACGCCACCCUCGCCGAUCACCUCUGCCGCAAUCUCCAAUUCAACAACCUCGAUCUCAACGCCGACGAAUCGUUUCACUACCAUUACCAUCAUACCAGCUACCCAACCAGACAGAGCCGGUAUGAGGCAUCCUACCGCCACAGCGUGCACAUGGAUCCAACGGCCCCCGAGUCUAUCGAGAUCCUGGAGCAGAUGCAGCGGAACCGCGAGGUGAGCGAGCAAUUGGAGAGGGAGAUCAGGGAUGCUGAGGCGGCGGCUGCUGCUGCUGCUGCCGCCGCCGCGGGGCUGUUUGAGGAGGUUGAGGGAGAGGGAGAAGGGAGGGGAUGGGAGGGGUAUGGCUAUGACCAGGGGCGGGUGGUAGACAGUGAGUUGAGUUCUUGGUCGUCUUCGUCGGAGGAGCCGAUUGGGUAUUACGAUGAGAGUGGAUGUUUGAUUACGAGGAAGAAGGUGUGCAAGGGGAGGAAGGGAAAGGAAAUUCACAGAAAGGAGAGUAGGGUGGAAGGAGAGAAGGAAGGACUGACUGAUGAGAGAGAGGUGGAGGAGGAAGAUGAGCAGGAGGAGCAUUGGAUUGGGACUUCGGCUGAAACGGCCUAUUGGUCGCAAGAGAAGCAGGUAAGAGAUCAGGCUAAGGAGGAGAAACACGCCAAGUGGAUGGCGAGUCUUUUGGACGCGGAGGUGGGGCGGGAGGCCAUGAAGAAGGGAGAUCGGUGGGAGAAGCCGCAGGAUUUGAACGAGGAUCUUGAGGAUGAUCUUGAGGAGAAUUUUGAGGGCGGGUCUGGAGAGGAGUUCGAGAAGCAGUAUUUGGGAGAGUUUGAGCUGGAGGGUCAAGACUUCGAGGCGGAGGAAGAGUACGAAGAAGAAGAGGAGUACGAAGAGGAGGAGGAUGCCGACGAGGAGGACGAGGAUUUGGGGGACGAGCAGGAAGAGUUUAACGAAGAGGAACAGUCUGAACAAGACCACUCGUCUGAACCCGAAGCACUGCAGGAGAGAACAUCCAUCGGUGAUCUCAUUGAUCUUGAAGUUGCCGUCAGCGGCCACGCAGAAAUGCACACCAUGGCCAGCAAAGGAAGCACUGGGUCUGCAUCUACCGAGAUUAUACCUGAAGACCACCAAUCGGGUGAUCUGCUGGAUGUGGUGGUGGAGGGCGCGAUCUUGCAGACUGGUCUAAGGCAUAGUCCCCCGGCAGAUGGCCAGGCAGGGCGAACGAACGAAGGCGCCGGCGACGGCUGGACAGACGAUAAUGACGCAAACUAUGGAGUGCCCGGCGGCGAAGUCUUCCACGAGAUGUUCUGCAAGGAAGAUAUUGGACCUAAGCGGCAAGCAAUAUGCAUGUGUAAGAGAAUCGAGGGUAUAGCGAACGAUGAAAAGGACUGGUUCCGAUAUCCAGGACAAAUGCCUUGGGGCGUGAGCUUGCCACAUCGAUAUUCCAGAGACAGCACUACCGCCACCGACAAUAAUGACGAAGACGAUUCGGAGGAUGAAGAUGAAGAUGAAGGCAACUCCGAGAGAGACAGAACCGAAGACGGAGAUGACCAUUCCGAGAUGACUGAAGACUACUCUGAAGACGACCGCACUGAAGAGAACGCCACUGAGAAAGACAACUCCUCCAAUGACUCCUCCGGAUCUCACCCUCACAACCCGCACACCAAACCUGACAACAACAGCAACAACCACCACCACCCCGAUCCUAAGCACGAUACCACCGCUGCAUACUACACCUCCUCUCAAUCCACACCAAGCACCGCAACCCGAGCCAACGACUUCCUAGACACCUACUCACGAGCAAACCCUGACUCCGAGCUCUACUACUCCUGCGACACCAAAGACGAAGCAACCACCGCCGCCGCCGAACAAUCCGACACCGACUUCGCGACUGCAAACGAGGAUCUGGCUUCCUCAAUCGACUUGUUCCAGCAGUUCCCCGGCUCCAGACACCAUUUCACACCCCUGCUCCCAUACUUCCAAACCAAGCUCCACGCAAGCCAUGGCCGAUACACGAACGACGACAUACUCGUUGAAUGCCGGGGGGUUAUCAUGGAGACCUUCUGCGGAUGGCUGGAAGGCGUCCGGCGCAGCUUCCGGGUUGAUGAUGCGGCGGUGGCUUCGGCGACACGUGGUAAUCAAGCACAGCAGGGUGGAUGCCUUCACCUGGGUUACUGGACCAAGGCCUAUGGGCAGGCGGAGUGUAGGGUUUGUGGGCAGUGGGAGCCCAUCUUCACGCUCACCUGCCCGGAAUGCGGGAUUGAAGCAUGUGUCGCUUGCAAGUUUGCAGCGCCGGCUGCUUAGUUGUUGUUCCAGAGAGGUUGGGAUGGGUGUUUUUAG